Molecule: messenger RNA, 2044 nt
Organism: Physeter macrocephalus (sperm whale)
Lineage: Eukaryota; Metazoa; Chordata; Mammalia; Artiodactyla; Physeteridae
Gene: LRRC43
Product: leucine rich repeat containing 43
Molecular function (GO): protein binding
Source: RefSeq, a predicted model, not a curated record
AUGGAGCCGCCCGCCGUGCCAGUGAGCGCCGCGGUCCGGGAGCACCUGCGGAAGUUGUGUCUGCGCGAGUUCCCGUGCGGCACGGGCAGCUGGAAUAAGUCGCGCUUUCUUCCUCAAACUUACCGAGCAUGGCGGGAGCUGAUCCCCAGCGAGGAGGAUGCUGUGGGCCCCGAGGAGGAGACGGUGGAUGCCCUGCUGGGCCUGGUCUGCAGCCCGCACUCACCCUGGGCCCUGCUGGAGGGCUCAAGCGCUAAGGACCGUUUUCUGAGAGAGCUGGCCAUCCAGAAUCCCCGGGUGCUCAGAGACAGCUUCUUCUACACCUACUUCAGGUCGCUACGGGUGGUGGACAAGCAGGUGAGCCUGGUGGACAAAGACCUCCUGAAAUUUGUGAAGCUUGAAGAGUUGGUGCUGGGUGCUAAUCAAAUCAAGGAGAUUGACCCCACCAACCUGCCCCCAACUCUCAAGGUGCUGGAGCUCUACGGCAACAAGAUGACCAGCAUGGAGUGUCUGUGCGCCCGCCCGCCCCCAAGGCUCCAGCACUUGGGGUUGGGUCACAACAAGCUUCUGGGCCCCCUGGAGAGUCUGUACGUCACCGGUGAUUACUGGCCCGGCCUCAUCUCCCUGGACCUGAGCUUCAACGACCUGACGGACCUGCAGGGCAUGGUGGCUGGCCUCCGAACGCUGCGGCACCUGAGGUUGCUGGUGCUGCAGGGGAACCCGCUGGCCCUGGUGCCCUGCUACCGGGGCUUCGUCAUUGACAGCCUGUCCGGGCUCUGCGUGCUGGACGACGUCACCGUGGCCCCCAGCGAGAAGCGUCUGUUCCGUGGGCUCAGCCAGAGCGGGGAUCUCCUGGCGCAUGAGGCACGGUUAGUGGUGACGGUUGGACAUGUCACAGGGGUUCUGGACUCCUCGGUCUUGGACCCGGAUCCAGGGCCCCAAGGCCCUUUCAUCACUUACAGCUAUUAUGUAACGUACGAGUUUGUGGAAGAUGAGGAAGGCGAAGGAAAUGAAGACGGCCGCGUGCUGGCUGAGAUCGUCAGGCCCUCGCCCCGCACGGAACAGCUGGGUGAGGACAUUCCCGAAGAGCCCAUCAAAGAGGCUGAAGGCUCCGUAGGGUCUGGGCUGGCCUCCCAGCCCCAGUCCGGGUUGCUGGAGGAGUCCGGCGCCUCAGCGCCCUUGCCGCGGUCCACAGCCUCUGCAGAAGAGCUGGCCAAGCUGCGGCCGCGCCCGGAUCCCCGGCUCUGCCCGUCCCCGGGGACAGUUCUCUUUAGCACAGUCCGCAGGCCCUGGUCUGACGUCAUUCCCUGCAACUACGAGCUGCAGCACACGCUCAAGGACCUGGUGCCGCUCAAGGCCUUCCUGCUCUCAGGGACCACCGUCACCAUCGUGGAGGAGAAGGUUCUCUCCUGGCCUGCGGUGCCCCCUUCCCCCAACAGUCCCUCGGCUGCUAAGAAGGGAAAGGGAGAGAAGGCCAAGAAAGGGAAGGAGAAAGACAAGGAAGAGAAAGACAAGAAGGGAAAAGAUGGGAAGGACAAAGCAGGUAACGGGGAGAAAGAACCAGCCAAGGAGCCAAAGGGGAGCAAGAAGGAGAGGCUUCGUAAGGAUCUGCGCCAGGACGCGCCCGCCCUCCGGGUGCUGGGCAGUGGCCCGGUGGCCCUGGCGCCCCUGCUCUCUGGGGAGCCAUCCGUGUCCACCGUGUGCAACUUUGGGGUGGUCCGCACCUUGGAGACCGACAGGCUGACGCUUUACAGGGAUUCAAAGAAGAAUAGGAGUAAGAAAGCUAAAAAUGCGGCUCUGGAGGCCAGGAAGUCAAAGACCAAGUUGCCAGCGGCAUCAGAAAUCAGCAAGCUGAUUCUCAAGUUCAUAUAGAAAUUCAAAGGAUCUAGAAUAGCCAAAACAACUUUGAAAAAGAACAAAGGACUUACACUACUGGAAUUGAAGACCCAGACAAAUAUGGACAUGAGAUUUGUGAUUGAAUCCUGGGGUUAAAAUGGGCUUAAACAAACCUUUUUUUUUUUUUUUACAUUUUUGCAAAUUUCUUUAA